Molecule: messenger RNA, 4313 nt
Organism: Magnolia sinica
Lineage: Eukaryota; Viridiplantae; Streptophyta; Magnoliopsida; Magnoliales; Magnoliaceae
Product: SCAR-like protein 2
Exons: 10
Coding region: 16-3699 (1227 amino acids)
Biological process (GO): positive regulation of Arp2/3 complex-mediated actin nucleation; actin cytoskeleton organization
Cellular component (GO): cytoskeleton
Molecular function (GO): protein kinase A regulatory subunit binding; actin binding; Arp2/3 complex binding
Source: RefSeq, a predicted model, not a curated record
GUCUGGAUUACGGAAAUGGUCCCCACUUGUAAAAAAAAAAAAAUUGUAUACCGUGCAAAACCCGGGUCGCACGCCUGGAAUUCCUCUUUUAUCCUUUCCUCAUCGGGGAACCAGGACAUACAAGUAAUUUAUGAAAACUCCAAGCUCCAAUUAGGUAAAAUCCAAGACCUUCCCGGCAAUGAUGUUUGGAAGAAGCAAGGAAGAAUACCGUGCAGAGAAGGCAACGUCUUUGUCUUUGAUACGAGAGCUAUUCAGCAUUCCUGGGUUUCGGUUUCCGAGCCGACAAAUAGUCGCAGUACAGGGAAAGGGGAAGACAUGCCUUUGACCCGAUUCCAAGUCCGGAACGAGUUCCGACUCGGCGAUCCGGAGCUGUUCAGAGGUGCGAGCAAGGACGACCCCAAAGCGUUUCUUGAUGGAGUCGCCGUCGCUGGACUCGUUGGGAUCCUACGGCAGUUGGGAGAUCUAGCCGACUUUGCAGCUGAGAUUUUCCAUGACUUACAUGAACAAGUGACGACUACAGCUGCCAGAAGUCAUCAAAUGAUGACACGUGUACAGCGCGUUGAAGCAGCACUUCCUCCCCUUGAGAAGGCUGUUUUUGCCCAAACAAGCCACUUACAUUUUGCUUACACUCCAGGUUCUGAAUGGCAUGCUGAUAUUCAAACAGAACAAAACCACCUUGGGCACAGUGACUUGCCAAGCUUCAUUAUGUACUCCUAUGAAGAAUGCCGCGAUCCACCCCGCUUAUUCCUGCUUGAUAAGUUUGAUACUGCUGGUGCUGGAGCCUGUUUGAAGAGAUACUCUAAUCCAUCUUUUUUCAAGACGGUAUGGGCUAGCUCAGAAUUGGCAAAUGCUGAGAAAGUUCGAAGAGAGAAGAAAGCUCAGAAAAGCAAGAAAAAAGCAUCACAUCAGAGAAAUGGAGAAAUCCAACUUGAUGCGACUAUAUCUCAGUGCUACAGCAGUGUCUUAUUGAACAGAAUACGGUUGGCCUCUCCGGAUACCAAUGGCCAAAGAUUUGCUGCUCAAACUGCCUCAACAUCUCGUAUAAGAUCCAAAUCUGAUCCGGAAAAUGGAUCCAUGUCUCUUGAUUCAAAACCUCAGCUGGACUUUGUUGAGCAUGUUUUCAAUAUUAAUUCUUCCAUGGAACAUGAAGGAUUCGAACAUGAUGACUUGUCGUCUUCUAAACUAAAGGCGCAAUAUAAUGGUACCCAUACGUCCAUUCUUCUCAACAGAAGAGAUGGAGAAGAUGUGGACAUCGAUUCGUCACAUAAAUCAUUGCAACGGCGAAGUGCCUCUGGAUCAUCAUCUGUUAGUUGGGAUGAGAAGACGGAGAUAGUAAAGCCUACAAGAAAACCAUGUAUAAGUAUUCCUCAGGACCAGGGCCAAGCUUCAGAGACUCUGCCAGUGAACUUCGAACCUAAAUUAGUGCAGCAGGCUUCUAGCCUUUCAAACAUUCGUCAAGAGGAUAUGUUGUUUGAUGUUGAAAAUACACCAGAAUCAUAUUCGGGUCGAAACCAAUUUGAUGAGGUUGUCAGUGAGACAGAUAAUUACGUGGAUGCACUUAACACCAUCGAAUCUGAAAUUGAGACUGAUUCUGAGUGCCAAACCAAAUGGGAAGUGGAGCUGCAAUAUGACUUCAAACAUCAAGGAGUGGAAAAUGGAACCGUUGGGAUGCCCAAGAUGGCUGCUCAAAAUUCAAAUUCCUCUGAUGUUCAGUCUCCAAUUUCUUCACAGUCAGUCUCUUCAGAGAGUCCAACCCAUGCUCAACCACCUAAAAUUACCAGCAUGGCUUCUAACCCAGACACUGGUCUGUGUGGGAGUUCCGAUCAACUUGAUGUUUCGAGCAUCAAUGGUUUUGAAUCUUUUAAUGGCAAUCCUUCUUCUGGAUCCAGCAUUCCCGAUUCACAGGGAAAGAAGGUUACAGUCAGCUCAAGCAAGUCUCAAGAAUCUCUGGAAACUUCUAAUGCACCUUCCAUUAACUUCUGGACAAAUGGUGGCCUUUUAGGACUUGAGCCAUCAAAACCUCCAGAUUUCAGUGUCUCAAAUGGUGCAAGUCAGAAACCUGCACCUGGUAUUAAAAAUGACGAAGGUGAUCUUACAAGUCACGAUGCGAUGACCUGGCCGCAUCAUGAUGAAUCUAGUGGGAAAUCAAGUACAUUUGUUAAGUCUGUUGAACACACAGAACAAAACUCAAGCAUUGAGGGAGAAAGAGAUGGAUGUCCUGAUGUUUUCGGGCCCACUGAUCUCAGCAAUCUGCAUCUUGAUCAAUCAGUUAGCAGAACCAGUAACUCAGUUCAACUAGUUGGUCGAUCCGAUGAGCAUGAUUUGACAGACACAAGUGCUGCAACUCCUGGAACUGAAUUGCCAGCCAUUUCUAAUGUUGAGGUGCAAUCCAGUGAAUCUGGCCAAACCAACAAUGAGGUAUCAUCCAGCAUGUCCGGCAUUAACUGUAAGCCUCCUGUAAAUGGGCCUCCAAGGAAAGCAUCACUUUUCCAUGGCGAUUCAUCUGAACCAUCUAUCACUGUCAGUACGAAUCCCAUAAAGUGGCAGGAGAGACUUCGUCUUCUUGAGCAGAAGAAAGGGCAAAAUGGAGUUGGAUCUUGGACUUCCGAUGACAUGACCCUAAAAGAACAGCCUCAACUUGGAUCACCAGAAAAUCUGAUUUCUUCCAAGUCUUAUUACUUCAGUCAUCCAUCCCCACCACUGGAACAUAUGAAGAUCUCUUUCCACCCUAUGAAUGGCCUGGAGACUUCCAAACUGAAAUUGGAAUUUCCAGAUGGGCAUCAUUUUCACAAAAUCAGUCAAGACUCUGAUUCUCCUUCAUUCCAGUUGCUUCCUAAACUCGCUAUUCCACUGCAGGAUAUUGGUUCUGAAUCUGAUGAUGACACAUUCUAUAAAUCGUCUCCAUAUCCAUCAGAUGAUCUUCUCAGUCCUCGUUCAGAAUCAAACUCCGAGCAUUGGGAAUCUGCCGAAAUGACUGGAAGCAAGGACCACGAGAUAUACGAUGCUUUACGUAGAAUCCCUUCGACUUCCUCCAUCUCCAGCUCUUCUGAGAUUGAGGGAAAUUCAAAUGCUGAACAUGGCAUUGAAUCUGUUGACUUUGGUCCCGCACUCUAUCUUCCAAGUUUGAAUGUGACGAAUUUCUUAAUGAGUCAAAAAGAAGCAAAAAGUGAUUCUGACAGAAAGCAUCUGUUAGAUCCUGCAUUGCCAUAUCCUAAUGAGCUCCCACCGCCGCCGCCACUCCCUCCACUGCAAUGGAGAAUGAUGAAAUCUGCAUUUGCCUCAGCAGAAGAUAAACAACAUGAUGUUUCCAAUGCCAGCAAUCAGCUAGAGGAUCUGCAAGUUCGAGGACCCAUUAGUUCUCCGCAGUCCAAGCCACCUCAACCAAAACCACCUCAUAUUGAGGAGGCAACUGCAUCUCCUGACAAGGGCAUGCAAGAUCGGCAGAGGCUGAAUGGGUGCAGGGAAGUGAGUAAGGCUGCAAAUGACGAGGUGGUGGAUGAAAGGGAAGAUUUUCUGCAGCAAAUCAGAGCCAAGUCAUUUAGCCUGAGGCCAACUCUGGCAACAAGACCAAGCUUCACUCCCAGGCCCACUACCAACAUCAAAGUAGUUGCAAUUUUGGAGAAGGCGAACGCCAUCCGCCAGGCUUGUGUGGGCAGCGACGACGACGUUGGGGAUGAUGAGAACUGGAGUGAUGGUUGACAUGCAUGGUUAUCAAUGGAAUGGGAAGACUCCACACAUGCACCAGGUCUACUUGUAUCCAGCUGGUAAGGGCAUGUCCUGAAGUGAGUUGAAGUUGUGUGGUAUAUAUGUGCUAAAGGUACUCUCACCCUUGCACACCUGCUCGCGGUUGCACAUGCCACUGUGGCACAUGGGUGCAAACUCUGUACGGUUCAUCAAACGGGUGCCGCUGUGUAAUUUGUAUGUGCCCUGGCCCAAAACCUAAUGCAUCAAGUGUGGUCCACACGUGAAGAAAAUGCAGACUGAAAACAUUGAGCAGCAGUCAACAAACAUGUAGGGCCACAUGAUGAGUUGACAGCUGAAGAUUUUGUGGUCACAUCCACAGUGGGCCUGUUAAAUGAAUGGUCCUCAUCUUGCACAAUGUCCCACAUGGGCUAAUGGGACUGUGUUGGGUUGUGCGAGUACCCAUGGCAUUUCAGCAUUUCUCCUGUGUGAAUAAUCUCCGUUAUUUUGUAUGAAAUAUUUGUUGGUCUCAUGUUAUAUUUGUAGGGCUUUAUCUCAUUUUGAUUUAGAUUAGGCUGUAAAAACCUUUUUGGAGGGCAAGGAUCAAUCCACGUCAUGUAUUCAAAAUUCUA